GUGCAUCCUUCAACACUUUUCCAUCAGGCGCACGUUUCACUCGCUUGCUGUUUCGUCUGCUGUCUGUCCGUUCAGAUCCAGCAUGUUGUGCAAUCGCGUUCCUUACUAGUAAAGUUGUGAUCUAUCCUCAUAUAGUGCUCCAAAAUGUUGAAAUUGUUCAGAUCGGUGAUUCGGCUGGAAUGGCGCCAAUCGGCACUGUACUCCACCUUCCGACCGGCGGAAUUCCACUUCGAAACAUCGGACGGCGAAAGCGGCACGCUGAUCCAUCGUUUCUCCCGACACAUUGCUCUGACGAAGCGGGACUUUACGGAUCCGACUCGGUUCAAUUUCAAGUACUCAUCGUUCUAUCCCGUUUACCGGCCCGAUCAGUUCCUCGAGCAGUUGUCGGCCAUUUCCAGCCAUGACAUGGGCAAGCUGAUCAGUAUGACGAGCGAUUUCCGCGGGAAGGCCGACGUCCGGAUGUACACCGACGUGGUAAAUGCGCUCGAUGAGGAGUGUGAGACGCGAGUGGACCGAGCGGAAUUCCGCGAGUUGGUGGGAAUGAUGCACGGAUUUAUGUACCUGUUGCCGAACAAGAUCACGAAGCUGAAGACCUACCGGAAAGCGAUGCCACGGUUGGUGGAAAUGCUGGGGCGGAACGUGAACCGAAAGGAUUUCAUGACGGUUUUGUUUUUUUUGGGGCUGUGGAAGAAGAACGCUGCUGGGAGCCGACUGAUGGAACAGUUUGUGGGUGAAUAUCUGGGAGAGUUUUUGAACGAUGAGAUGGAGCAAAUGGAUUUUGUCAUAUUGGCAAAUGCGUUGUAUAAGACCAGUGUGAGAAUCAAGGAUGAGCAGUUCCGGAAUCGCUUGGCGGAGGAAAUUGCCAAAUUUGAAGACACGGAUAUGGCUCUGUUCAUAACACUGGUUAAAUGUGCUCGCAUGAACCGGAUACACUCCGAUCGGAUAGUGGAUAAGCUGAGGAAUGUUCUGCAGAGUCAAUCGGAAGCGUUGGAUUUCAGAGGUCUGACGCAUCUGUUUGCAUAUGUAGCGGAUAAUCUGAUAAAGGACGACCAGUUGACAAAUCUUUUCCUGGAAGAAUGCAGAAAACACUUAGAGGCCGAAAUACUGACCCAACCGGAGGAAAAUGGCUUGCUGCCGCAAAACUUCCGAGCGAAAGAUCUCGCCACUUUCCUGUGGAGCUGUUCAACGCUAUCCAUCGCCCUGGAAGACCUCGAGCUGGACGCAAACGAACUAAAAGAGGUAAUCUUCCGCAAGGUGGAAAACGGUGAGUACCGCUACAUUCCGGACACUCUGGUGGACACGUGCCUCUCGCUGUGGAUGAUGUGCCACCCUUCGGUGGAUUUGAUGUCCACCAUCUUCGGUGAUCGCCAGAUGACGCAGAACUUCAUGAAGGAUCGGGCCAAGAUCGAAUCCCGGCGGGAUUUGCUGCUGGCGUGCGCCGAGAUUGAACGCCCAGAAGCGUUCAAAAUCAUCUCGAAGCUUCCGCGGGUCCGAGCCUUCCAACUGGAUCGACCGGCUCCGGAUUACCUGGUGAAGAGUCGGCGGCAGCUGCAGCGAGUUGUCAGUUGUUUGCAGAGUUUGAAGGACAAACUGCCGAUCAGCGAGAUCGAGCUGAAUUUGCCUAUUCGAGCUUUGAACAUCGCAGGGCUGCUAGUGAGGAUGGAAAACGACGAAGUGGUGAACUUGGACGUGCUGGAUCGAGCGUACUGUUUGACGGAUAAGCAGACUCCGUCGGGACUGAUGCUCCUGAAACAAAGGCUCCUGAACAAGGCUGGAGUUGAAACACAUCUGAUAAACUGUCUUCAGAUGGAAACUGACGACGAGAUGAUCCAAACCCUGGCCGCCAUCAUCCAAAGAUCCGUGAAAGCCCACGCUACCAGAGAAACUAGGAAAGCCGGGUAAAAGACACAUAUAUUAUCGUAUCGCAAUUGAAUCUACCACAAACUAUAAAAUCAGUUAAAAUUGAUUAAAAAAUAA
Messenger RNA from Aedes albopictus (Asian tiger mosquito), 1977 nucleotides. RefSeq lists its product as uncharacterized. Bases 145 to 1902 code for a protein of 585 amino acids. Lineage: Eukaryota; Metazoa; Arthropoda; Insecta; Diptera; Culicidae. The transcript has 3 exons. The record is from RefSeq and is a predicted model, not a curated record.